Messenger RNA from Manihot esculenta (cassava), 396 nucleotides. RefSeq lists its product as uncharacterized. The coding region runs from base 1 to 396 and encodes 131 amino acids. NCBI's taxonomy places the organism in Eukaryota, Viridiplantae, Streptophyta, Magnoliopsida, Malpighiales, Euphorbiaceae. The transcript has a single exon. The record is from RefSeq and is a predicted model, not a curated record.
AUGGGCGAUAAAGUAUUUCUUAAAGUUUCACCUUGGAAGAAAGUGCUGAGAUUUGAUAAAAAGGGCAAACUGAGUCCUAGGUUUAUCGGUCCUUAUGAAAUUAUGGAACGUGUAGGACCAGUAGCCUACAAGCUAGCCUUACCACCAGAACUUGACAAGAUACACAAUGUCUUUCAUGUUUCUAUGCUUAGAAGAUACAUGUCAGAUCCCUCUCAUGUCCUCCCAGCGGAAUCUGUAGAUGUACAGCCAAACUGGUCAUAUGAAGAAUCUGUGAAAAUUCUAGCAAGAGAAAUAAAAGAGUUGAGAAACAAAAGAAUUCCUCUUGUUAAAGCCCUGUGGAGGAAUCACAAAGUAGAAGAAGCAACUUGGGAGAGUAAAGAUGUCAUGAAAAUAUAG